This is a messenger RNA of Strongylus vulgaris, 509 nucleotides long. NCBI's taxonomy places the organism in Eukaryota, Metazoa, Nematoda, Chromadorea, Rhabditida, Strongylidae. The record is from the annotation of a GenBank genome assembly.
AUGUUCCGUGUACUAGCCCUUUUUGCAAUUCCUACCAUUCUUUUCGCUUGUUCUCCAACUCCAUUUGGUCAAGAGGUGAGAGUGAACUUCCUGGUGGACGGACUUAUGAAGAUACCCAUGGAAUUUGCAUACUUUAUCGAUCAAAAGGAUGCACAGACAAAGUAUCCCAAAUUCCCUACAUCAGCAACAGAAGCCGUCGCAAAUCUUCGACGUCUUGUGAAAAGCGCGGUGACAAGGGGUAUUAAAGAAGAGGCUAGACGAGCAGGAAUAGAACCUCUUGUGACAAACAUCGCAUCUCAGAUCAUUCCCACAGUGUAUUACAAUCCAAUGAAUUGCUCAAAAGCUGGGGCAACGGCUGAUGAACCACCAAAGAAUCCUGGCUUUUUUUGCGUAGUGGAGGGGACUGAACUAGUAAAAAAUGUGGCUUACAGCAAAGACAACACUGCAGAAAUUCCUCUUCCAUAUCAACGAUUUACAGUCAGCUUAUCUGUGAGUUUCUUACUCUGAUA